Amoebophrya sp. A120 is the source of this 1160-nucleotide messenger RNA. NCBI's taxonomy places the organism in Eukaryota, Dinophyceae, Syndiniales, Amoebophryaceae. The record is from the annotation of a GenBank genome assembly.
AUAAAGGGCAUGAUAUCGCCGCGGACCGUCGCAUAUCGUUUGAAGUUCGUAGCCCCUGGUGCUCCGUGACUUUCGUGUGCAACGGACGAACUUAGCACGACUUAGCUGCUGCAUACUGAACCUACAACGAGGAAAAUCGAAAUCAGUCUCUAUUCACACGCAGUUCCAGUUUCCACUUACCGACCAACAUUAACAUGGGUCGCCUGGCUGAUCUCUUUCUUCAUCCUUUUACGACUGAGGGGCCAACUUCAGAAGAAUCGGGUCAACAUCAUGUCCUACUUCAGGUUGGAUCCUCGUCGUGUUCAUCCUCAUCAACAUCACGACCAGGAGCCCAUGGUGCUCACGUAAGUCUUUCAACCAGCAUAACAGCCCAUGCUCACGUAAGUCGUUCAACCAGCAUAACAAGCUUUUUCGAGGACAACUCUUAUUUCUCGUCGAAACCGUCCAACUCCGGUGCUGUUCUACUUGAUCGUCGGCGCGCCACGACCAUAAAACCACCUCGAAGAACGCUUUUCGCCGACGGAGCAGAAGAGGAAAACAAAAACGGCGAUGAGCAGCAAGCCUCCGACGAGGCUGAGAAGGACCAAGAGAAGUCCGCAGAGGAGAACGCGGAGGGAUCCGCGGACAGCGAAAAGCAGGCUACCACACCUGAUCCAAAACCCACGGAACAAGAGGACGACCCCGCGGAUGCCAGUGGUGGUUUGCCAACCAAACCGGGCUCCGGCGACGCCGCCGCUUUCGACGCGGCAACCGGGAAUGUCGUCGAUAAAGGCCGGUCAAAUUUGGCGAACAACAAUCCCACGGAGAACGAAGACGCCGGCACGGACGGAGGCUCGGAUCAAAAAUCGGUGCAAGUAGUCCGCGCGGAACGGCUGGAGAAACUCAUUGAUCAAGCGAAAGACACGUUGGCGCAGCUGUUUUCCGGAACAUCAAGCGGAGGUAGCGGUGGUAGUGCAGCGUCCUCUGGAGGUGGGGAUCCUAACGACGAACCGGGACAACCGAGUCUAAGCGAGGAAGACGUGAAGAUGAUUCAAUGCAAAGCGAAUGAAAUGGACAAGGUUGCGACCGGGGAACUUGCGGAGGCGGAGCAGUCCGUGGACACGGCGAUGCAGGCGGUCACGAACAAAAUGGAAAAAUUGAGAACUCUGUUGUCGCAUUGA